AUGGAUUCUCCUCACGAUCUGGUGCUCGGCGGCUUCACGGCGAACGCCGCAAUGGAAAUAGAAGAACCAGACGCUAUGGAAGCUGGUGAAAACGAUGAUCCAUUUAUUAAAUUCAUAGACCACGCCAAAUCGAUUCUGUGCGACAAUGAGGGUGGGUCAGAAGAAGAAACAACGCAUUCUCCGGGUUGGAGCUGGAUCGCGAAUCGGAUUCUCAGAACUUGCGUUGCUUAUUCGAGCGGCGUGACGCCUGCUAUUCUCCUUUCCGAGCUUUCUCUGGCUUGGCAUGAGCAAAAUAGAAGUGGAGCUCCAAAAACACAAUCUGAUAUUGUUGCCCAGUUAAAGAAGAAACACAAGAGAGUGAAGCUCCCAAACACCAUCACCAUCGACUCGAUAUAUGAAAAGAAGUUCUUAUCAUUAAGCAGUGUUAUUGAAGCAGUUGUGAUUGAUGCUUUUACUCUUCCAGGAACAAACAUCUCCAUGCUCACUCUGGGGGAUAUUUGGAGUUCCAAUACAAUAGAUCUCUAUCUUCACAGGAGGUUUUACGACAUUGCUGAUCCCAAAAAUGGGAUUCUGAAGAAAGGCCGUGAAGUCCUUUUAACUGGGUGUUAUCUUCGGGUUGCCACAGGGAACUCAACAUAUGCUCGUCUUUUACCAACAGAAUAUUUUGUUGUAUUGUUGGAUGAGGAUGAGGAUGAUGAUGCCAUGCUUCUUGGAGCACAGUUUUGCUCUGAUUCUUUUUCUUCAAUUUCACCUGAUGCAGUAAAGCAAGGAACAUCUUACUCAUUGUACGCAAGGAUUGAAGACAUAGGACAACUGGAAAUUCAGGGUAGAUAUGGCAAUAUACAGAGAAAACAAGUUACUCUUGUUGAUAACGAUGGUACGAGAUUAAAAUUUUUACUCUGGGGCGAGCAGACCCUUGUUGCCAACCUUUUCAGCGUGGGGAGUAUGCUUGCCCUUGAUAGGCCAUUUAUUGCAAGUGCUGAGGAUAGUUCUCUUGAAACAUGUGAUGAAGUUUGCCUGGAAUAUGGUAGUGCAACCCUGUUAUACUUGGUCCCUCUCAUUCCUCUGAAAGAACAAGUAUCCAUAGCAUUGACACAGCACCUCCAUCAAAGCUCAAGACAUUUGACUGCUGCGAGUCUAAGUCAAGGUCAAUUAGUUUCUCAAGUGACAUUACCUUGUGAUUCCCAAGGGUCCAUUGACUUUAGCAAUUGCCCUUUUCGAUCAUAUGUUGUUGAUCUACGUGACAAGAUGACGGGCAUUAGCCUCUAUGGUAAUGUUACAGGCAUAAGAGCAGCAGAAGGCUCGUAUUCUUUGAGGAUUGAUGAUACAACUGGGGCAAUAUGGGUGAAGCUUCAUUUUGUCGGAUAUUGGUCACUGGGGAGACUAGGGAUUGGCCAUACUGUCUAUCUGUCUGGUUUGAGUUCUUUGCUGGCUCCAAGAAAAAGCCUUGAAUUAUCAUGGUAUGAGAAUGGCACUGGAUCGUCGUUCUUCAAUUUGAGUAGCCUGCCGGCUUUCCUCAACACCUCAUGUCUUCACAGAUUAUUAACCCUUUCUGAUCUAUCUUCACAUGUGAAAGGUGCACAGGUAUGCCGAGUAUGGGUAGAUCAAAUCGACCACUGUCAUGUGGAUACAAAAUAUCUGCAUUCGGUUUGUGGCCAUCUUAUUGAGGAGUUGCCAAAUGGUGAUUUUAAUUGCAAAUUCUGCAAUCGCAUUUGCAUGGGCGAAGUAGAGCGUACAUUCCUUUUGAAAAUUACUAUUGCGGAUGAAAGAGCAAAAGUUUUUGCGUGGUGUGUGGGUCACGCGGCUGCCGAGUUGCUACAAAUCACCCCAGAUGAGUUUUGUCAGCUACCCGAGGAAGAACAAAUCAUGUACCCAUCCUCGUUUGAGCACGAACAAUUUAUUGUGGCAAUUGCGCACAGCAGAAGCCAGGACUUGGCAGGGUUUCUUGAGCAAGGUCAUGAUGACAUGGUUGAUUGGGAGAUUACUCGUGCAAUUAAGUUUGAAUGA
Messenger RNA from Striga hermonthica, 2007 nucleotides. Lineage: Eukaryota; Viridiplantae; Streptophyta; Magnoliopsida; Lamiales; Orobanchaceae. The record is from the annotation of a GenBank genome assembly.